AUGGACACGACGGGCUUCAGCGAGACGCAGCUCACCGUCCGGGAAGCAGUCGGCCAAGUCUGCUCCCGCUUCCCCAACACAUACUGGCGAGACGUCGAUGAAAAGGAACAAGACCCCAAGGACUUCCACGCCGCUCUCGCCCGCGACGGCUGGCUGGGCAUUGCCCUCCCGGAGACGCUCGGCGGAUCCGGCCUGGGCAUCUCGGAAGCCACCGUGAUGAUGCAGACGAUUGCCGAAUCCGGAGCCGGCAUGGCGGGUGCGCAGGCCGUCCACGCCAACGUCUAUGCGACGCAGCCGCUGGCCAGGUUCGGGUCGGACGAGCAGCUGCUUGAGACGGUUCCGGGCAUCAUCUCGGGGCGGUGGCGGACGUGCUUUGGCGUGACGGAGCCCAACGCCGGGCUGGACACGCUGCGGCUGUCGACGACGGCCAGGCGGGAGGGCGAUGAGUAUGUCGUCUCGGGGCAGAAGAUGUGGACGACGUGCGGGCAAGUCGCCUCCAAGAUGAUUCUCCUGGCGCGAACUACGGCGUAUGAAGAGGCUCCCAGGCCGAGCCAAGCGCUUUCGCUGUUCUGCAUCGACCUGGACAAAAGGCAGCCGGGGCUCUCGAUGCGCAAGAUCAAGAAGAUGGGCGGCCGGGCCGUCGAUGCCAACGAGGUCUUCUUCGACGGGUACCGGAUUCCCGCCAACACGCUCGUCGGGGAAGAGGGCCAGGGCUUCAAGAUUGUGCUCCACGGCAUGAACGCCGAACGAUGCCUCCUCGCCGGCGAAGCGCUCGGCCUGGGCUACGCGGCGCUGACCCGAGCCGCGACGUAUGCCCGCGAGCGAGUCGUCUUCCAGCGGCCCAUCGGCACGAACCAGGGCGUCGCGCAUCCCCUGGCGGACUCGUACAUGCACCUCGAGGCCGCCAAGCUGGCGACGUACCACGCGGCGAGGCUGUACGACGCGAGCGAGGCGGACGCUUCCAUCACGCAGGAGGUCGUGGGAGUGGCGGCGAACAGCGCAAAGUAUCUCGCCGCGGAGGCUGCGUUUACGGCUUGCGAGAGAGCGGUGCUGGCGCAUGGGGGGAUGGGAUAUGCGGCCGAGUAUGAUGUGGAGAGGUGGUUUAGGGAGUGUCUGGUGCCGCGACUUGCGCCGGUGAGUCGGGAGAUGAUUUUGAACUAUGUUGGGGAGAAGGCACUGGGACUACCAAAGAGCUACUGA
Molecule: messenger RNA, 1200 nt
Organism: Trichoderma aggressivum f. europaeum
Lineage: Eukaryota; Fungi; Ascomycota; Sordariomycetes; Hypocreales; Hypocreaceae
Exons: 1
Coding region: 1-1200 (399 amino acids)
Molecular function (GO): flavin adenine dinucleotide binding; acyl-CoA dehydrogenase activity
Source: RefSeq, a predicted model, not a curated record